UAGAGGGAUCAAGGGGUUUUUGGAAAGAAAAUCUCAAGUAAGAGAUUAUUUCAAAGUCUUGGUUAGUACACCAAGAGUAAUAUGUGCCUUGUGCACGAUUUGUUUCCACAGCAACAUCCGCGUUUAGCUCUUCACGCCUUCUUACAAUUUAGAUUUAUAUUUAAAUAUUUUUUGCUUACUGGGCAUACAUUGUAUAAAAUCUUAUUCACAAAACAUGGAUCUUAAUGUAAGUAUAUAAAUCCAAACAUCUAGAUAUAGCUCUUCAUUGUUGCACCCUUUGAGACGCUCAAAAGUCAAUUGCUACUUGGAUAAAAUGCUAAGGAAGAAGCCGAGUUUCAUUUGCCUCUUCACAAUCAUCACCAUCAUCGUUGUUCCAAUACAAGCGGAUCAGCAAUCUCUACCGAACCAAUUCCAUAAUCUGUACGACGAUGAUACCAACCCACCAAAUUUAACAAAUAUAUUCAGGACGACCAACGGACUCUUGAAUUUCCUGAAACAGAGUCAACAAGAUCUAAAGCAGGAAAUACCAGAAACGACCCCUGAAUUCGGAGCCAUAUACGACUUUGUAAUAGUUGGUGCUGGCACGGCAGGUACUGCAAUAGCCGCAAGAUUAAGUGAGAUUCCUCAAGUAAAGAUAUUGCUGAUCGAAGCUGGCUCCAACGAGAAUCUUCUCAUGGACAUUCCGCUAUUCGCUUCUGCUCUACAACUAAGCAAUGACAUCAAUUGGAAGUAUCAAACCAAGCCGUCCGACAAAUAUUGUCUUGGUAUGAACAACAACAGUUGUAACUGGCCUAAAGGAAAAGUGAUGGGUGGCACCAGCGUGCUAAACUACAUGAUUGCUACCAGAGGCAACGCCGAAGAUUAUGAUCGCUGGGCAGAAAUGGGAAAUGAAGGAUGGGCUUACAAGGACGUUCUUAAAUACUUCAAAAAACUGGAAACAAUUGAUAUUCCAGAAUUGCGAUCGGAUACCACUUAUCAUGGGACUGAAGGACCGAUGCACAUUACUUCUCCAUUAUUCCAUACACCAUUAGCAGAGGCUUUCCUAAAAGCUGGCGAGGAGCUAGGAUAUCCACUAGUAAAUUACAACGGAAAAGAUAUGAUGAUAGGAUUCUCAUAUAUGCAGAAUACGAUUAUGAACGGCAUCCGCAUGAGCAGUAAUAGAGCGUACCUGUAUCCCAUACACGAUCGCAAGAAUCUUCACGUGACUCGAGAGAGCAUGGUGAGAAAGGUGCUAAUCGAUCGUCAUACAAAACAAACGAUUGGCGUAGAGAUAAUUAAAUAUGGUCGGAAUAUCCCGGUGUACGCGAGUAAAGAAGUGAUAUUGUGUGCAGGUUCUAUUAGAUCGCCUCAGUUGCUAAUGCUGUCCGGUAUCGGUCCGGCUGAACAUCUUAGCGAACUAGGAAUAGAUGUUGUCCGAGAUGCACCGGUUGGAGAAAAUCUGAUGGACCAUGUCAUCUUUGGCGGAUUAACAUGGACGAUAGACGCACCGGUAGGAAUAAAAAUGCAGAACAUGAUAAAUCCCUCUUAUCCAUAUAUGGCGGAUUACUAUAUAAACCGGUCAGGCCCGUUAACGGUUCCAGAUGCGUGCGAAGCUGUUGGUUUCAUCAAUACUAAGCAUCCAGAGAAAUGCAAUAGUUUGCCAAACAUGGAAUUAAUAUUUUUCAGUAGUGGUGCAAAAGGGAAUACUCUUUUUCCGAUUGAAACGGGUUUGAAUGACCAAAUACGUCAGAUAUGGAGUAAGUACUUGAAUAAAAAUACCUGGACCAUUCUACCAACACUGUUGAAUCCAAAGAGUCGCGGACGGAUAAGAUUAUUGGCGAAUGACGUUAAUAUUAAACCUGAGAUUGUGCCGAAUUACUUCGACAAUCUGGAAGACAUCGAGACGUUAAUUGCUGGUAUUAAAGUCGCGAUAAGUGUCGGUCAAACAAAGGCGAUGCAAGCAUAUGGUUCACGAUUUACUAAUGAUACUAUACCUGGCUGUGAGAGCUUUAAUUACGAUUCUCAUGCUUACUGGGAAUGCGCGAUCAGAACGAUCCUUUUUACCGCUUAUCAUUACUCCGGUACUUGCAAGAUGGGACCAAGGGGAGAUCCAACUGCUGUUGUCGAUCCCACAUUGAAGGUAAUCGAUGUUCAAGGAUUGAGAGUAGCAGACGCUUCCAUCAUACCUGAGCUUCCAGCGGCGCAUCUAAACAUACCUAUUAUUAUGAUUGCCGAGAAACUGGCAGAUAUGAUCAAAAAAGAAUGGGGAUACUUGGAAAAACCAUUAGCAUGAUGUUUUGUAAAUUAACUUUAUCAUCAAAUAAAGUGGGAGUAGAUUAUAAUUAAG
Nylanderia fulva is the source of this 2326-nucleotide messenger RNA. NCBI's taxonomy places the organism in Eukaryota, Metazoa, Arthropoda, Insecta, Hymenoptera, Formicidae. The record is from RefSeq and is a predicted model, not a curated record.